Malus domestica (apple) is the source of this 966-nucleotide messenger RNA. The record is from RefSeq and is a predicted model, not a curated record. NCBI's taxonomy places the organism in Eukaryota, Viridiplantae, Streptophyta, Magnoliopsida, Rosales, Rosaceae.
AUGAGAGAUGGCUAUGUAUAUGCAGCAGUAUACGAAGCUGCUGAAAAUGGGAUUGUUGAACUCGUUGUUUCUCUAAUUAAAACCAAACCAGAUUUAUUGUUCAGAAGGAGCUCCGGAAGGAACAUAUUUCAUUAUGCUGUUGAAUGCCGUCAAGAAAAAGUUUAUAGCCUUAUAUACGGUGUUGGUAAAAGAAAUCUCAUUACGACUUUCUUAGAUGAAUCCGACAACGGCAUGCUACAUUGUGCGGGGAUGUUAUCUCCAUCGGCAAAGGAAAAUCUUGAUCGUAUUUCAGGUGCAGCCUUGCAAAUGCAGAGAGAAAGGCAAUGGUACAAGUUUUCGUUCGAUGAAAUGCACGAGGUAGAGAGUAGUGUGGUUCAACUUUCAGCAAUCUCAACUAAAAAUAAAGAUGGUUUGACACCCCCUGAAUUAUUUACCAAGAACCACGAGAAAUUGCACAAGGAAGGAGAAAAGUGGAUGAAAGGCACAGCAACUUCUUAUACAGUUGUCAGUACCCUCAUUAUUACAAUCAUGUUUGCUGCAGCAUUCAUAGUUCCUGGUGGAAACAACCAAGAAACAGGGUUUCCAAUAUUCUUAAACGAAAAGCUAUUUGUAGUUUUUGUAGUUUCAGAUGCUAUUUCGCUCUUUUCUUCCGCAACUUCAGCCUUGAUGUUUCUCGGCAUUCUUACGUUGCGUUAUGCUGAAGAUGAUUUCCUCACAUCUUUACCCACAAAGAUGAUAAUAGGCCUUUCCAUACUCUUCAUCUCCAUCGCGACCAUGAUGGUUGCCUUUUCUUCUGCCUUAUUCAUCAUGCUUCAGGACAAACCAUGGAUUACUUAUCCAAUCAUUUUCCUUGCUGGUGCUCCCGUCAUUUUAUUUAUUUGGAUGCAAUCUCCCCUUCUUGUUGAGAUUUUCGUGUCUACUUUUGGCAAAGGAAUAUUCGAUAGGAAAGUCAAACACUGGAUAUAA